Molecule: messenger RNA, 1531 nt
Organism: Micropterus salmoides (largemouth bass)
Lineage: Eukaryota; Metazoa; Chordata; Actinopteri; Centrarchiformes; Centrarchidae
Exons: 7
Coding region: 260-790 (176 amino acids)
Cellular component (GO): membrane
Source: RefSeq, a predicted model, not a curated record
GCGAGACUGUCUCUGGAUGAGGUCCAGCAGAGCUCCUCCUCCCCUUCUUCUCCUAGUUUCAUGCAUUCCAGAAAUCUUUCUGUUGUCGGAUUUUCACUGUUAAAAGUUCAUCUGAAGGAUUGUAAAGAUUGUUUUCUCGUGUGACACAUAAACCCUGUAGGAGGUAUCUCAGGCUUGUAAUCGCACACCUAGUCGAGGAGUGGUCCCAGCACUGAUCCCUGGGGCACACCCUUGGAUAUACUAAGAGGGCUAGAGUAACAUGUCCUCUGAGGGGACAGUGCCAGCAGGUGAAACCAGGUUACAUCGACUCUUCGCCUGGUUUGACCCUGAAAGUGCUGCGGUGGUGACCAUCCUUUUGGGGCUGUUCCAGGUGCUGCUGUCUGUCCCGCUAGCUUAUGCUGACCAAACUCUGCCAAAGCUCUACAUACUGCCACUUGUCUUAGGAAUUUUAAUUGUGGCAGGAGGAUCAUUCACCAUGGCCAAUGAGAGGAACCCCAGCAGACUACUGCUUCGGAGUUGUGCAUGCAGUAAUGUGGUUGGCCUGCUGGGGGCGCUGCUCGCCUUCUGCCUCUACUGCUACAGCUUCAUCAUUUUACACAAAAAAGAGUUGUGUGUGUACGUUUCUCUUGGCCAUGAAUACGGACGACAUUCAAGUUAUGGGUGUCCUGGGGAGCUUCUGCAGGCCUAUUGCUGGAGUGUGACACUGCUGCUGCUGCUGCAUGACACUUGGGCUGCGGUCCUGCACUGCCUCCUGUCUGUCUCUGCUCUCAAAGCCCUCAGAAGAGACUAAUACACACAUACAUGGUGAAUAACUCCUUAUCAGCAGCUGAAUUGAAAACCACUUGUUUUUCCCUUACAAAUGUUUAAAAGCAGAUUUCUCUUUUAGUGGAUUUGGAGUUUUCAUAGUACGGAUGAAAAUGUGUUCUGACAUCAUAGAGUCUGACAUCACAGCAGUGGCCGGCAGGAAAUAAGUUCUUAGCACAGAAUUAAAUAGUCAGUAAAUAGAUGAUGAAAUAUUUUACAACGUCACGUGAUUAUGUCACGUAGUGAAGGUCCAGUAUGCCUGUUCCUGGAUUGGUACUUUCCAAUGGUCAUAUAUGUCGUUUUGUGAGGCAAUGACAAACGACCCAUUUUGUUGUUUCGGUAUGUAAAUGUAUUUGUAUAGCGCCUUUCUAGUCUUUUCGACCACUCAAAGCGCUUUUACACUACAUCUGCAUUCACCAUUCACUCACAUUCACACACUGAGCCUAAGUGCUCAAACAGAAAUUAACUUUCAAGGAAAUUCAUGUUAAAGAUAAUACAUGAAAAUAAAGUUAUUUUUAAAUCAUCAUUAAUAUUUAUAUUAUAAUAUAUCAGUGUAUAUGUGGUCGGAUCAAUAACCCUAAACAUUAGUACAGAAAUACCAAAGUAGGUUUGAGGUAAUUUAGAAACAGUUUGUCCACCAGACAGCUCUGACAAGCUGAUUUUUACACUGUAAAAUGUCAAUCACAAAAUCAGUUAAUCAAUAAAUAAAACAUUUAAGUGAUCCUUA